Centruroides sculpturatus (bark scorpion) is the source of this 1671-nucleotide messenger RNA. Its product is annotated as sialin-like. NCBI's taxonomy places the organism in Eukaryota, Metazoa, Arthropoda, Arachnida, Scorpiones, Buthidae. Gene Ontology annotation, molecular function: transmembrane transporter activity. The transcript has 9 exons. The coding region runs from base 1 to 1221 and encodes 406 amino acids. Gene Ontology annotation, biological process: transmembrane transport; monoatomic anion transport. The record is from RefSeq and is a predicted model, not a curated record.
AUGAUUUCAGGUUCUUAUGUAUGGACACAACCCACUCAAGGAAUAAUUCUGGGAAGUGAAUAUUACGGUUUCGUAUUUGCCGAACUCGUUGGAGGGACCAUUACUUUUUUAUUCGGUCCAAAAAAAAUUUUCAUAAUUUCUUCAUUACUCUCUUCAAUAUUAUGCAUUUUAACACCGUUUUGUGCAGAUGUCGGUGUUUCAGUUAUAUCAUUAUGUCAAGCUAUCUUCGGAUUUGGACAGGGUCUUGUAUUUUACGGAUCUUUUACACUGUUAGUAAGAUGGAGUCCAGAAAACGAAAAAUCCACAUUAUCAUCAGUUUCAUUAUCUGGUAUGCAAGUCGGUACGUUUGUUGGUUUAAUUACGACAGGAUAUAUCUGUGAACACAUUGGAUGGCCGUUUAGCUUCUACAUAUUUGGUGUAUGUGGGAUUGUCUUUUCUUUAUGUGUCACGUUUACAGUUUAUGACAGACCUGAAAAACAUCCUAGAAUAUCUGACAAAGAAUUGACGUUUCUUAACGAAUGCGUAACAAACGUCGCCUCAAGAGAAACGAAGUUGAAUAUUCCCUGGAAACAAAUUUUAACAUCCAGAGUAGUAUGGAUAUUAGCUCUGACGAAAAUUUGUGUUGGUUUCGGUUAUUAUACAAUAUUGACUAAGAUUCCAUCAUAUUUAGAGAUUAUUCUUCACUUUCCUAUCCAGCAGAAUGGAAUUGUGAGUGCAUUAGUUUAUUCAGUGGAUGCUAUAGCGAUAUUUAUUUCUGGUUUCAUUGCUGAUUUCAUAAAAGCUCGUAAAUAUUUAAGUAUAACUAAUAUCAGAAAACUUUGCGAGACAAUUGCUACGUGUGGUCCGGCAUUAGGCAUCUUAGCGAUUUCAUUUCUAGGCUGCGAGAGUACAAAUGUAAUUAUUUGUUUAAUGAUUGGAAUGGGAUGUUUUGGCUUUAAUGUUUCAGGAGAUGUUGCAAUAGCGCUUGAUUUAGCUCCAGAAUUUGCAGGUGUCAUUUACGGAUUGACUGAUAGUUUAUAUAACGCUGCAGGUAUAUUUUCACCCUAUGUUGCUGGAGUUAUAUUAGAUAAAAACGAAGGAGACAUGAUUCAAUGGAGCUACAUGUUUUAUAUGGUCUCUUCGGCUUACAUUCUGGGUGGUGUAAUUUUUAUAUUUGGAGCUACUGCAAAAGUUCAACCUUGGGCUACCAUUAAUACAGACAAGAAACAAGACGACAAUUAAUCAUGAAUAUAAAUCGAAUUUUAUUUGGAACGAUAAAAAUUUUGCUUAUAGAAUAAUUAGAAGCCAAGACAUGUAAAAUUAGAUAUGGUAGAUAUAGUAGCAAAAUUUCUGUCAUUGCCCUGUUUCUAAUUUUUGAUAGUAGAAAAAUAUAUUAGUUUGAUUACAGAAGACAAUAAGAGACAGAUAUUGUGAUAAUUAAUCACAUUUGUUUAAAUCAUUCCAACAACAAUUUAUCAUAAUCUCUAAAAAACGUAUAUUAUUAUUCGAGCAAAUCAUUGAAUUAAUUACCCAGACUCGAUUUUUGGUCGGGUUGUUUAGAUUUUUAGGUUUACGAUCGAUAUAAAUUUUCUGUCUCUUUCUACAUAUAAAACUCUCUCUAUAUGUAAUAAAAACGUUUAUUACAAAUGUGGAAGUAUUAAAUUUUAUUUUACCUUAUUUUAACUACAGUAA